UAAGUAAGCUUUCACUAAGCCUAAACAGCAUGACAAAAACAAGAACUGCAACACAAAGGAACUGAAACUGACCGUCUCCUUGCUUCGUUUGUUGUCGUUUUUAUUCGUUUGCAGCUUUAGAGCAUCUUAUUGGUGGUUCUGUUUUUUUUUUUUUUAUAAUAUUUAUUUUGUUAUCAUCAUCUUCUACGACGCAUACGAGGAAAAGGGAAGAAAAAAAAACCUUUUCUUAUUAUUAGUUUUUUUAUAAAAAAAAUUGCUUCUUAAAAACCCUCAUUAAUUACCAGAAACUUAAUACAGUUAUCUCUUUGCUUUGGUAAAAAGAGGAAAAGAAAAUAAUAAACCGAAGGUUUUUUUGACUUCAAGCAGAGAGCUCCUUUUUCCUUAUAUGGCGGCUGCUUAAAACCCUCAGUAUUUUCAUUCUCUCUUUGUUAAUUUUGGGUUCCCCCCUAAUUUAUCGAUCUGUGAAGUUUAAAGACGAAAAAUCCCUUCGUGGCAGCUUCAAAUCGUUUUUUUUGGAGCAGUUGAGUAGUUUUAAGGAUGUCCAAAAGUGAAGAUUCUGGUAGCCCUGGAUGGACUGCAUCCUUUUUCAUGCCGACGAAGGAGGAUGUUGCAAGGGCAGUUGCUGCUGCUGCUGCAGCUGCAACUGCUGUUCAUUCUCCCCGACCAUCUGCUGUAUAUUCAUUGAAAGAUGAGAAUAGCGGUAGCCAAUUUCAGAAGCUACAGCAUCAUGUUGCAAGAGUGUUAAAAGGCUUCUCGCAACCCCCUGAAGUGAGACGUGGAACUUACAAUCCGGAAGUUCUGACUAGCCAAAAGCGUCAGUGGGCAAACUUUCAGCUGCAACAUUUGGAUCAUAGAUCUUUUAAAGGACCAUCAAGGUUGUUUGAGAGCAUGGUUGUUGUUGGACUUCCUCCUAGUUGUGAUAUUCAGGCACUUCAAAGGCAAUAUGUCACCAGGCAAUCUGAAGGUUCGGGGAAGUUGCGAAGUGCUCUAAGUUGUCAGAAUAAUUCUCGAGUCGAACCUUACCUUGAACCCCAGGUUUUAUUUGUUUAUCCCCCAGAGAAGCCACUGCCACUUAAACACAAGGAUCUUCUUUCAUUUUGCUUCCCCGGAGGCAUAGAGGUUCAUGCCGUUGAGAAAACUCCUUCAAUGAGUGAGCUGAAUGAAAUUCUUCUUUCACAGGAACACCUAAAACAAAGUGACCUGUCAUUUGUAUUCCGGUUGCAGGUUGCUGAUAAUUCCACUUUAUAUGGGUGCUGUGUGUUAGUUGAAGAAAUAGUACAGAAGCCCUCUGGAUUGCUUUCCUUGAUUUCAGAUAGACAACCUGCCUACCCGUCUCUGAGUCGUUAUGUGAUGACCACUCGCAGAUGUUAUUGCAUCCUUUCGAGGCUUCCAUUUUUUGAAUUGCACUUUGGUGUUCUGAAUAGCAUCUUUGAUGAAGAAAGGUUGGAACGGUUAACAAAAAGUAUUGGUGAUAUAGAUUUGGAAUUGUCGGAGAGUUACAGCAAUGAAGCAAAUAUAGAUGAUGUGUUAACAGAUCAAGGAGCUCUGGAGGACAUGCAGAACACAAUGACCGAACCCUCUGAGAUAAGUUCAGGAGAUUCUAAACUUGGAGGUAAUGAUGAUGGGAAUGGCUUGGAGCAUCAAAUGCUUGAGAGUGACUUUGACUCAAACAAAGCUGUUAAUCAUGAUACUGUUGUUCCAGUUGACCUGGAAACUGAGUCGUUUAAAAGAGGAAAAGAAUCCGGUGGUGCAGAUCCUGAAGAUUGUGAUACUGAUGUUGAUGAUUUCACAACAAAUAAGCAAGCAGCAGAAAGACAUUUGCCAAAUGCUGUUUUGCCAUUUCUACGCUAUUAUCAGUAUGAAAGUUCUGAAUCUUCCUGCAGUUUUCAAGGUUCCCCUUGUGACGACAGGAACUUGAGGAGUGAUGUUGAUGAUACAGAAACAGAAGAGGCUUCUAUUUCUGGCCAGGAGGAUUCCAGUGAUCACCUUGAUAUACUUGAAUGGGCCAAGGCGAACAAUCAUGGAUCAUUGCAGAUACUAUGUGAAUACUAUCGGUUACCUUGUCCAGAAAGGGGUUCAAAACUUAGGUUUCAUCCUUUGGAGCACCUUCAUCCACUGGAAUAUCAUAGGCCUGAUGAAAAAGUUUUGCAUAUUGCUGGCUCAACCAUUGAUUUGAGAUCUUGCAGUACAAGUCUUGAAUUUGCUGAGGCACACACUGCCCUUUUGGCAGAAGAGGAAGCAACUGCUCUAUCAACGUGGGCUGUUGCAUGCAUGUGUGGAUCUCUGCGGCUUGAACAUGUGCUAACAAUCUUUGCAGCAGCAUUGCUGGAGAAACAGAUUGUGGUUGUUUGUUCAAAUUUGGGAAUUUUAUCUGCUAUAGUUUUGUCAAUUGUCCCUCUGAUCCGGCCAUACCAAUGGCAAAGCCUCUUGAUGCCGGUUUUGCCAGAUGAUAUGCUAGACUUCUUAGAUGCGCCUGUUCCUUACAUAGUUGGUGUAAAGAACAAAACAAGUGAAGUGCAGUCAAAGUUAGCCAAUGUAAUCCUGGUCGAUGCUAAUAAGAACCAGAUAAAGACGUCCACAAUACCACAGCUGCCACAACAUAGGGAGCUCUUUGCAUGCUUAAGUCCUUAUCAUGCAAAGCUUGUUGGUGAAAGUUAUUUGGGGAGGAAAAGACCAGUACAUGAGUGCACAGAUGUGCAGAUUGAAGCUGCCAAAGGUUUUUUAGCGGUGUUAAGAUCAUACUUGGAUUCUCUUUGCUCUAACAUGCGGUCACACACAAUUACAAAUGUACAGUCCAAUAAUGAUAAGGUAUCGUUGCUUUUAAAAGAGAGUUUCAUUGAUUCAUUCCCUAGUCGUGAUCGACCAUUUAUGAAGCUGUUUGUGGACACACAACUCUUUACUGUACAUACAGAUCUUGUUCUGUCAUUUAUCCAGAAGGAAUAGGACAACAAUCAUCCAAAGAUGGUGUGCUAUUGUAGUGUUGUAACUUGAACAUAAGUUAAGCAAUGUAUAAUAUCAAAUUAUUUUAUCAAUAUCGGCAGAAAAAAAGGAAAAAGAAAAAGGAUUUUAUAGGGUUUGUAAAAGUAUAUAUAUUUAUUUUUCCUUCAACCCAAUUCUCCCCAUGCCAUUUGGCAACCUGAAAAUUGAAAAAAUAAUAACAAUUUAAUGAAGUAUUUAUAUCUUGAA
Gossypium raimondii (Peruvian cotton) is the source of this 3186-nucleotide messenger RNA. RefSeq lists its product as uncharacterized. The transcript has 19 exons. Bases 538 to 2943 code for a protein of 801 amino acids. Lineage: Eukaryota; Viridiplantae; Streptophyta; Magnoliopsida; Malvales; Malvaceae. The record is from RefSeq and is a predicted model, not a curated record.